AUGGUUCAAAUAUUGAUCCUGCUAUUGAGAGCUUGUCCAGAAAGCAUGGCAGAUGCUACGAUGAUAAAACAUGCUUUACUUUUAGUUGGAUACAGUGAUGUUUCCCAAAUAUUUAUCGGUGAUGGAGGAUACUGCUAUACACCCUACAAGUAUUCAACUGAUAAAGGAUUAAUUAAUUAUGCUCGUAAAGCGAAGAAAUGGAAGAGACCGGAUGGUGUCAAGUGGAUGGAAUCAAUUAUACAAAUUACAAUGAAGAUGGCGAAUCCAAUGUUUUUGAUGCAAAUAAAACAGAAACUAUAUCAAUGA
Molecule: messenger RNA, 306 nt
Organism: Adineta ricciae
Lineage: Eukaryota; Metazoa; Rotifera; Eurotatoria; Adinetida; Adinetidae
Source: the annotation of a GenBank genome assembly